AAAACCCACGCGCGGCAAUUACGGCCCCGCGGGGAGCGGCACCGGCACAGCCCCGGGCAGGCGCCGCCGGAGCGGCCCCGCGUCCCCCCCGGGCAUGGACCCCGCGGUGCCCAGGGCCACGCUGAAGGUGCUGGCGCUGUGCGCGGCGCUGCUGGUGCUGGUGGCGGCGGUGACGGUGGCGGUGGCCGUGAUGGUGUGGCGCUCCGAGGCCGUGGGCAAGCUGCGGGGGUGCCGGGAGCGGGCGGCCAACGAGAGCCGGGAGCUGGGGGAGCGCGUGGUGGAGCUGGAGCGGGAGCGAGCGCGGCUGGAGCGGGAGGAGCGGGCGCUGCGCAGGGAGCUGGCCCGGGCGCGCGGGGACGGCAGGAAGGGCAAUGCCAGCCUGGCGAACUGCCGGGAGCGGGCGGCCGGGCUGGAGGCCAAUGUCACCGCGCUGGGGGACGAGGUGGUGGCCCUGCGGCGCGAGCAGGUGGAGCUGGCCGGGGACAAGGUGGCCCUGCAAGAGGAGGUGGCGCGGGGCGCGGAGCUGGCGCGGGGGCUGCGGCGGCGGCUGGAGGAGGCGCUGGAGCAGCAGCGGGCGCUGCGGGAGCGCGGGGAGCGCUGCGAGGGCCGCCAGAGAGAGCUCCAGGACACCCUACGGGAUUACGCGGCGGAGCUCGAGGCGCUGCGGCGGCGCGGGAGGGACCGACCGACCGGGAGAAGGUGCCCCCCGUCCCGGAAAGGCUGAAGCCCCGCAGCCCCCCGGGCCCCUCCCCACUAACCCCAGCAUUCCCAGUCCCACCACUGUGGGGCCGGGAGGGGCUCAGCCCCGGAGCUGGGGAUGCUGGAAUGGUGCUGGUGGGACACGUGUCCCGGUCCCACCGUGAGUCCUGAUCCCACCAUGUGUCCCAAUCCUGCCGUGUGUCCUGAUCCCACCAUGUGCUCUGAUCCUGCUGCGUGUCCCGAUUCCAUCGUGUAUCCCAAUCCUGCUGUGUCCUGCUCCCACCAUGUCCCAAUUCCAUUGUCUAUCCCAAUCCUGCUGUGUCCUGCUCCCACCAUGUCCCAAUUCCAUCGUGUAUCCCAAUCCUGCUGUGUCCUGCUCCCCCCGUGUCCCGAUCCCGUCUCCUGUCCCGAUGCCGCCGUGUGUCCCGAUCCUGCCGUGUCCCAGUCCCAGCUCAGCAGCCUGGCAGCAGGACAGAGGGGUCCCUUCUCCAGCCCUUGGGCAGUCUGAGCUCAUCCCGGGGACAGUUUCCCCCCUGGCUGCUCGGAGCUGCUCUGGGAUCAGCUCUGGGCGUUAACGCUCCAAAACCUGGGCCCACUGGGAAGGUGUUUGGGCAAUAAAGGCUGUGCUGCUCUC
Molecule: messenger RNA, 1333 nt
Organism: Pseudopipra pipra
Lineage: Eukaryota; Metazoa; Chordata; Aves; Passeriformes; Pipridae
Product: ciliary rootlet coiled-coil protein 2-like
Exons: 5
Coding region: 95-724 (209 amino acids)
Source: RefSeq, a predicted model, not a curated record